This is a messenger RNA of Hevea brasiliensis (rubber tree), 2019 nucleotides long. RefSeq names its product CBL-interacting serine/threonine-protein kinase 1. Gene Ontology annotation, biological process: protein phosphorylation; signal transduction. The record is from RefSeq and is a predicted model, not a curated record. NCBI's taxonomy places the organism in Eukaryota, Viridiplantae, Streptophyta, Magnoliopsida, Malpighiales, Euphorbiaceae. The coding region runs from base 792 to 1847 and encodes 351 amino acids. Gene Ontology annotation, molecular function: protein kinase activity; ATP binding. The transcript has 12 exons.
GUUGUCAGAUUAUAUGAGGUUUGUGUCAGGUGCGUGUUAGUUAGGCCCUCUCUCGCGCAUCGCAUGGCAAGUUGGGGACGGAAAUGUCCUCGUCACGCGAACUGGAGCCAUCCGGUAUUCAAUUGGCUACAGAAACCUGAAAACGCCACGGAUAAUUGAGAGUCCAUCAGAAAUUGGUGGCAGUAAGCUUCAGAGUGGGUCCCACAUUGGCUGGAUGCAUCGACUAUUAAAUUUGUCAGAGCAUGGACCUCUUGCGGAAGCCAUUUGCCAUUUUUAAAAAAAUAAUUGCGUGGUCUGUCCUUAAACAUCCUUAUGUGUUACGAAAGGGAGCAAAAUGUUGCAUCUUUUUGUAAAGGAAACAGAACUGGAUCUGUAUGCAUGAUGGAUCGGGAAAAGCUUAAUAAAGGAUGGUUCUAAUAAGGCCAAUUGGUUUGGACGGAAGGGAUUUCUUCAUGGAUUAGUAAUUGGUCUAAUCACAUGAAUUAUAUUUCAGCAUCAGUAGUGAUAUAUUUUGGUGCAGUAACUAUUAUUCACCACAGCUAAUAAAUGCUUUCUUGCAUUAGACUCUUAAUUAAAUAUAAUGUUGAAGCUUAUACGAUAACUGAAGUCAAAUGAAAAAAAAAAAUUCGAUAAAUAUUGCAAGAUUUUUCAGACUAAACCGUGUUUAUUUUCCAGUUAUGGCGUUAUCAUGUUUCCUUGGGCUGUAUCCCCUAACAUUUCAUCACAGUCCUCAUCACACUCUGGACAAACACUGAUGACAUAAAGUCUUGGCAAGCAAAUCAAAGAUUUACAUGGUCCUAGAAUAUGUAAAUGGAGGGGAAUUGUUUGACAGAAUAGCAUCCAAGGGCAAGCUUUCAGAAGCUCAGGGCAGGAAGCUCUUUCAGCAGUUGAUUGAUGGUGUCAGUUACUGUCACAGCAAAGGUGUUUUCCAUAGGGAUCUCAAGCUAGAGAAUGUUCUUGUUGAUGCAAAAGGAAACAUAAAGAUAUCUGAUUUUGGACUCAGCGCUUUACCACAGCAUUUCAGGGAUGAUGGGUUACUGCAUACAACCUGCGGAAGUCCUAACUAUGUUGCACCUGAGAUUCUCUCAAACAGAGGUUAUGAUGGUGCCACAUCAGAUAUUUGGUCAUGUGGUGUUAUUUUAUAUGUAAUUCUCACAGGAUAUCUCCCUUUUGAUGAUAGAAACAUUGCAGUUCUAUAUCAAAAGAUAUUCAAGGGUGACGCUCAGAUACCUAAAUGGCUAUCACCAGGUGCUCAAAACAUGAUAAGGAGGAUCCUUGAUCCAAAUCCAGUUACCAGAAUAACAGUGGCAGGUAUCAAAGCUGAUGAAUGGUUCAAGCAGGACUAUACUCCUGCUGAUCCUGCAGAAGAAGAAGAUGAUAUAUAUAUUGACAAUGAAGCUUUCUCGAUGCAUGAAAUGCCAUUGGAAGGGGAGAGGAGUCCAGGAUCGCCUGCACUCAUCAAUGCCUUUCAGUUGAUUGGAAUGUCCUCAUGUCUAGACCUCUCUGGGUUCUUUGAGAAAGAGGAUGUUUCAGAGAGGAAGAUUAGAUUUACAUCUAGUCACUCUUUGAAGGAUUUGCUUGAGAAAAUAGAGGAUAUUGUGACGGGGAUGGGAUUUCGAAUCCAAAAGAAAAAUGGGAAGUUGAAAGUGGUGCAAGAGAACAAGGAGCAGAGAAGUAUGGGUAGUCUUGCAGUUGCUGCAGAGGUAUUUGAAAUAAGUCCAUCGCUGCAUGUAGUUGAAUUACAUAAAUCAUAUGGAGAUCCUUCAGUUUAUAGACAGUUAUGUAAAAAGCUAUCAAAUGAUUUAAGCGUCCCAUCGGGUCAAGGACUGUUGACCACACAAGUGUGAAUAUAUAAUGAAUUGCUAGGUGAGGGAGGCCUUGGAGAGGAGAAACCAGUGUACAUCCCUGUUUACCAUGUGCAAAAACCUACUCUUUGUAGUUAUUAUAGUUAUUCAGCAUGUGAAAGAAAGUAAAUUAUGCCCUUUGGGCCUUGAAAUGAAAGAGUAAAUUAUGCCCUAA